Molecule: messenger RNA, 899 nt
Organism: Monomorium pharaonis (pharaoh ant)
Lineage: Eukaryota; Metazoa; Arthropoda; Insecta; Hymenoptera; Formicidae
Exons: 4
Coding region: 103-624 (173 amino acids)
Source: RefSeq, a predicted model, not a curated record
GCUAAGAAACUAUCCAGUGUCAAUAGUGUCUGGUACGUUAGACGUUCGAAAUUGGAAACGUAAACAAGUUGCAUAAAUCAUUAUAGAUAAGGGAAAAUAAACAUGCACAGAAACAUCGAGAUUAAAGCGGUAAUUCGAGAUGUUGAACGUACCGUUUCAAAAGCCGCAGAGUUAAGCAAUACCGCCCAGACUAUGAUCGAGCAGCAUGAUAUUUUUUUCAAGACAGAGGAUGGAAGAUUAAAAUUACGAAAAUUUAAGGAUGGCACUGCAGAAUUAAUUUUGUACAAGCGACCUGACGUUCCAGGGCCAAAGUUAUCUACUUAUGACAAAGUGACAUUAAAUUCAGAUAUUGUAGAAUCAAUCACAGAUAUAUUGUCUCGGUCCAUUGGUGUGCUUGGAGUUGUUAAGAAGACAAGACUCUUGUACAUGAUUGAGCAGACUCGAGUUCAUAUUGAUGAGGUCGACGGUUUGGGUAAUUUUUUAGAAUUAGAGGUAGUGUUGCAAAAAGAUCAGGAUGUAGAAACUGGACAGAAAAUUGCUUACGAUCUUAUGCGAACACUGUUUGUGAAAGAAGACGAUUUAAUCGCAGAAGCAUACAUAGAUCUGCUAAAUUCUAAAACAUAAGUAUUGUUCACGUUGCUGCUUAUAACUCCAUACAGAUGUAAAUGUACAGAAAUAACAAGUGAUUUUUUCACUCGGAAGAUAUUAAAGUAUAAAACAAUUCUAUUUUUUACAAUUUACAAUAAAUUACAUAUGUCAUACAACAAAGUAAACUUUUUCUUGCUCUUUCCAAUGUGUAUAGUUUGUUAAAAUUAAUCUGAUAUUUGCAUUGGAAUAUACUUAGAUGUUUUGUAUUUGUGUGUGUACUUAAAAUAUGUAAAAUAUAUACUUAAAAUAUU